Messenger RNA from Cylicostephanus goldi, 372 nucleotides. Lineage: Eukaryota; Metazoa; Nematoda; Chromadorea; Rhabditida; Strongylidae. The record is from the annotation of a GenBank genome assembly.
AUGAUCGGCAAACACGUCAAUGCGAUCGAAUCCGAUCCGGCAGCUGAAAUCGUUUUCUGCACUGACGCGUCGGAUCCUGUGUUUACGUACAUUGCCUCAAGUCGCCACGUCUCCUGGCAUAUUCGAGAGCAUUGGAGGAUGACCGGCAAACACGUCACUGCAAUCGAAUCCGAUCCGGCUGCUGGAAUCGUUUUCUGCACAGACGCGUCGGAUCCUGUGCUUACGUACAUUGCCUCAAUUCGCCACGUCUCCUGGUAUAUUCAACGGCAUUGGAGGAACGAUGUAUCCGCUACUACCUGCCCCACCUUCCAUGUACAGUUCACUUUCAGAACUUUUGCAAAGGGCUUAUUUGGGAAUCAUACAUCUCGUUAA